Molecule: messenger RNA, 2128 nt
Organism: Photinus pyralis (common eastern firefly)
Lineage: Eukaryota; Metazoa; Arthropoda; Insecta; Coleoptera; Lampyridae
Exons: 8
Coding region: 216-2066 (616 amino acids)
Source: RefSeq, a predicted model, not a curated record
AAAACAGCUGAGUUAUGACGUCACGCAAAUGGCGUGUUAACUUGAAAAGUCAAAAGCGAAGGGUUGGAAAAUUGCGAAAUACCCUUAUUCGAGUCGUAAUUUGAAUGUCUUUCGAAACAUUGUAGUGAAGGUACUUACUUAUUUAACCUGGAAGUCCAAACCAUACAUCCUGGACGCAUUUCACGUGCCAAAACUGACUUGACGAGGCCAUCACCAUGAAAGCUUUCGAUUUAAUCGCCCAAUUAACUAGGUUAAGACGUAUUCACACCGAUUGCCGACUUUAUUCGAAAAUAAACAAAGAAUUUUCCAAAGCCCCCGUUACCGUUGCAUCAUCUGCUCCUGAUUAUCUAAUACAAAAUUUAAGGAACGCUAGAAGUUCGCAGAAUGUGUUGGAAAUAGUUAAGGAUCAUUAUAAUAUUAUGAACAGCAAGCAAGUGAUGCAAGCUUUGAGGUCGAUCUAUUUGUUGCAGAAACAGGGAAGCCAGGAUCUAUCAACUCAACAAAUCAUGAAAAAUCCUAGCUUUGAAAGGCUCUGUCACAAACUGAAGAGUCAAGCUGGUCUAAUAGAAUUAAAUGAAACAAUUGAGGCCUUAAAAGUGGUCUCAUACGUUGGCGUCUCAAGUACAAGUACGAUUGUACAAGUACUGCUGCAGUUACUGCGUCAUAAUAUAAAUGAUUUAUCCUUACAUCACAUAAUAUUUUUGGAUUUUCUACUGAGACAAUUUAAAAGUUCGCCUCUGGUCGAGGCCCUGUUAAUUGCUUUACCAAUUGUGUUUGAUGUAAAUCUCCCAGUGAAAAUCGAGACUCGAAAUGUAACAUAUCUGGUAGAAUACCUACAAUAUGUGUCAAAGAAAAGGGUCUCUGAAAAGUGUAUAUCGCUGAUUGUGAACAACUUAAAAACACAUUGUCAAGAUGGUUCUGUAUUGGAACCCAAGCUCGCUAAAAGCAUAAUAUGGUCUAUAUGUGAUAUGGAGGACAAUGAAUUCUUCGAACCUCUUUUGAAAGAUGCUCUGAAUGCAAUGCUCUUUAAUAUCGACGCAUUUGAUUGGCGCGAUUUGGAAACAACACUGUCAAAGCUUGCAACCAAAUAUUCACCACAAUAUCCAUUUUAUUAUGACGAAGUAUUUUAUGAUACAUGUGCAAGUUAUGUCAUCGAUAAGGAUUUGGGAUUUCAAGAGGCACUGUAUACUUUAAGGAAGAUGCUAAAACCGAAUCACUCCAACGAAAAGUUACUUAGUUACCUUUCUCAGAAGUGUCAUGAAGAUCCACACUUAUUGCUCAAGGCGCCGCCAAUGACUAUUUUUACGGUGGCGAUAUCAAUUAGUUUGACAGAAUUUAGACCGAUCCAUUGGGAAACGAUGAAAAACGCACUAGCAGAAACGACAUGCUUUCAGGAUUACAAAAAACCUGAUAUAUUGUGGAUGAAGCUUGCUGCUGCCCUGUGCUCAUUGGAUGUUUACAAAUUUGAUGUCUUAGAUAAAUGUUUCAGUGAUUCGUAUUUGGAGUCGAUGAUUAAACAAAGAAACAUAUUCGAUUUUGGAAAUUUCAUUUUAGUAUGCCAAGCAAUUAACGCUUUUCAACCAAACUAUGCACAUUUGCUUCCUUCAACAAACAUCAUCAAUAAUAUAUUCGCCCAAAUAAACCAUAAUGAAAAUUACCCUUUAGAAGUUCCACUAAUAAAAGGUUUGGGAGGAGAGGUGUAUGUUAAAACUGGGGUAACAAGUAAACUGGCUCAUCACAUAGAUCAUGUGGUGGUACUACGUAAGGGCGGCUAUCCCAUUUCGUUGCCCCAAGACGCAAAGCAUCUAGAAGAUAUUACUGUUGCACCCGACAGUCAAAUAGUUUUAAUACUCGUUCUUGGCCCGUCGCAUUACACGAUUAACAACAAAAAGUUGAAAGCGUCUACUGCUCUAAUGAUAAAAACUUUGGAAGCCAAAAACUAUACCGUUAUACCAUUUUCGCUUGAAGUGUGGGAAGGUCUAGCAGACUUUGAAAAGGUUCCCUAUCUCAUGCAAGAAAUUAAAUCUAGCAUUGAAAAUGAACAAAAUAUGUCAGAAAUAAGAUAGUAGUAAACAUGUUAGUUGUAUAUUUAUAGCAUUUUCAAUAAACAAGAAUAGAUUGAGAUGAA